Messenger RNA from Nelumbo nucifera (sacred lotus), 2837 nucleotides. Its product is annotated as putative serine/threonine-protein kinase WNK4. Gene Ontology annotation, biological process: protein phosphorylation. Gene Ontology annotation, molecular function: protein kinase activity; ATP binding. The record is from RefSeq and is a predicted model, not a curated record. Lineage: Eukaryota; Viridiplantae; Streptophyta; Magnoliopsida; Proteales; Nelumbonaceae.
CACAUACCCACCUCUCCCUAAUCACUUUUUGUUUGUUUCCCUUGGAAUGAAAUCUCACCACCCCAUCUUCCUCCAAUAUUAGAUUCUCUCAUUCUCUCUUUCUCUCGCCGCGCUCUCGCUCUACUACAAACCUUUUUGUUUUUUGUUGGAGUUUUGUUCUCGCCCCAUCCCCAAAAGCCAAAACCGCUUGUUGGAUUCCUCUCCAUCCACAAAUGGUGCCACCAAAGUGUGGUCACAGAUUCUUCAAAUUCAGAAGCCCUGUUCUUCCACAAAGCUUCGUCUCUAUUAUCUCUAUUAUCUGAGCUUCCCCAUAUUACCCUCGCAAGCAAAAAAGAGUACUUUUUCUCUCUCCGUCCCUCACCCUCACUUGCUACAACAAGAUUCCCUAGAACUAGAAGCUUCAUUAGCAGAAAGAGAGAGAAAAGAUCUUAUAUACUUUUUCCCUCUCUCAAUUUUUAUUUUUUGUCAUUACACUCGAUUAAAUCCUCUUUGUCAAAUCUCUCUUCAUAUUUAUCUUUCUUUUUUGUUUAUCAGUCUUAUCAUUCAAAUGCUUGCUAAAGAAUACGACUUCUCACGUGCGUCCGUUGUGGAAAUGGCUUGGAUCAUGCUCAGGAUCGAUUACUCCAGGCUAUUCUGGCUUCUCUUCGGUGUCUUCUCUUAUGAAAACCACGAAGGAAAGCCUCGGAUCUAGCAGUUCUUCUUCUUCCAUAAUCCCCACCCAACUCAUCCAAUCCUCCUAAUUCCAGGAAUAACAAAAGAUAGAUAAUAUUUCCCUAGUACUCCCUAUUAACAGUAACAGUAGGGAAUAUAGCAAAAUAAGGAAAAGACGUACGAAUUUGUUCCUUUGUCCUUGAGAGAUUUCGAGCUUCUUCUCGGUGUGCAGGGCUCCAUCGCUCCAACAUGUACAAAGCACGACUCCGGGAACGUGUUGACGGAGCCACCCCCCCCAACUCUGGGUACGUCGAGACCGAUCCAACCGGCCGGUAUGGACGUUUCGAGGAUGUUUUAGGCCGAGGAGCCAUGAAGACAGUUUAUAAAGCAUUUGAUGAGGUAGUUGGAAUGGAGGUGGCGUGGAACCAGGUCAAACUCAAUGAUGUAUUCCGGUCACCCGAGGAAUUGCAGAGGCUGUAUUCAGAGGUUCACCUACUUAGCACCCUAAAUCACGACUCCAUCAUCCGAUUCUACACCUCGUGGAUCGAUGUCGCUCGGAGAACAUUCAACUUUAUCACCGAAAUGUUUACUUCAGGCACCCUAAGAGAAUAUAGACAGAGAUACAAGCAGGUAAAUAUUCGAGCUGUCAAGAAUUGGGCCCGCCAAAUCCUACGUGGUCUUGUUUAUUUGCACGGUCAUAAUCCUCCUGUGAUCCAUAGGGACCUCAAGUGCGAUAAUAUCUUUGUCAAUGGCCAUCUCGGACAAGUGAAGAUUGGUGAUUUAGGGUUAGCAGCCAUUCUCCGUGGGUCUCAACCCGCCCACAGUGUGAUAGGCACCCCGGAAUUCAUGGCACCAGAACUAUAUGAAGAAGAAUACAACGAGCUCGUGGACAUAUACUCCUUUGGCAUGUGCGUUCUAGAGAUGCUUACUUCUGAGUAUCCAUACAGCGAGUGCUCUAACCCAGCUCAAAUCUACAAGAAAGUGACAUCGGGAAAGCUGCCAGACGCAUUCUACCGGAUUCACGACUUGGAAGCCCAACAAUUCAUUGGGAAAUGCUUGGAGACUGCUUCAAAGAGGAUGUCUGCAAAACAACUCUUGCUCGACCCCUUCCUUGCCUCUCACGAAGAAGAGAUGUUGCCAGCUCCAAGAAUUACUGAUCACAAGUCGAUUACUAAAAAUCCUGCACCAGAGUACAGUCAUGUUUAUUUGCCAACGCCACUUGCUACUCCGAGAAAGACUACUACAGACAUGAAAAUUACAGGGAAGAUGAACCCUGAAGAUGAUACCAUCUUUCUUAAAGUACAGAUCGCUGAUAAGGAAGGUUGUGUGAGGAACAUAUAUUUUCCUUUUGACAUUCUAAGUGACACCCCGGUCGAUGUUGCGACCGAGAUGGUGAAAGAGCUGGAGAUUACCGAUCGUGAACCGUUUGAGAUCGCCGAGGUGAUUGAGAAUGAGAUUUCAGCUUUGGUGCCACACUGGAAGGAACCUGAACCUGAACCUCACCCUCACCAAACCUUUAGCUAUCAAGAUGAUGAUGAUGAUGAUGGACCUCACCAUGCUUUCUGUUCUUUUUCCUCCUGUUCUUCUUCUCACGCCUCACUCUCUGGACUGAUCAGUUCAACCCACAUUUCUCGUGGGGAGGGUACAUUUAAUGGCUGUGAUUGGCUCCAAGGCGACUUGUUUGCUGACGACGAUGCUAGCUCUCAAAGCUCUGCACACUCACAGUCGUCGGGCAUGUACUCCAACAUAAAUUACAAUUCAGGCAGCGAACAUGAUUUCAAUCCAAGUCCUAGAAGAAGAGACUACUGCUCAGCUGCAAUGUCCCACCAUCAGUCCACGAGAUUCUGCCCUGAGGAGAAGGCGAGGGCAGGGCACUCGAUUGGUAUGAAUCGGCAGUCUCGCAGAGCUUCUAGUUCCAAUGAAUCAGGAAGAGUGGAUAAUCGUCAAUUGACAAGAAACCGAUCAUUAGUGGAUGUGCGCAGUCAGUUGUUACACCGCACUUUGGUUGAGGAGGUAAACAAGCGUCGCCUGUUCAAGACUGUGGGUGAUGUGGAGAGUAUCGGAUUUCAAUCUCCCAAGGGAUUGUGUGAGAAGGGCUCACCGCUUAAGGGUAAGAAGCAAGGAUUUAAAUGGUGAGAAUAUUUUGAGAUGGUUUAAUUAAUUAGCCUCAUAAAUUUAAUGGGGAA